AUGUCGGAGACGGCGCACCGGGUGAGGACCUUGCGGGCGGGCGGGAGGGGCCACGCCGGUGUGCUCCGUCGUGGCGACGCCGUGGUGAAGCGCAGUGCGACCUGCACGCUGCCCAUGGACGCUGACGAGGUGGAGCUCUCUGUGGGGGCCCGCGCGCACGACCCGCACGACCCGCGCGACGCCGAGGCCAUCGCGCUGAUCCUGCUUAGCCGCGGCUGGCGGGUGGAGCGGCUGCGACUGCUGGGGGAGGCGGGCCUCUCGCCGUGUGUGUUUGCGUCGAAGCUGGAGCGGGGCAGCACUAGCGAGAGGGCGCAGCGGGUGAGGGAGGGGAGUCUUCGCCGUGCCCUGGCCCAGCACAAGGGCACCACGAGCUGCAUCUCCGGCGUGUCUGCGGUCCGUGACG
This is a messenger RNA of Leishmania mexicana MHOM/GT/2001/U1103, 403 nucleotides long. RefSeq lists its product as uncharacterized. The transcript has a single exon. The record is from RefSeq and is a predicted model, not a curated record. The annotation marks the transcript as partial. NCBI's taxonomy places the organism in Eukaryota, Euglenozoa, Kinetoplastea, Trypanosomatida, Trypanosomatidae.